GGGAGACCGGAUAUAGUGAAUGCAGGGUCCAAGGAGACCGGAUAUAGUGAAUGCAGGGUCCGGGGAGACCGGAUAUAGUGAAUGCAGGGUCCGGGGAGACCGGAUAUAGUGAAUGCAGGGUCCGGGAGACCAGAUAUAGUGAAUGCAGGGUCCGGGGAGACCGGAUAUAGUGAAUGCAGGGUCCGGGGAGAGACCGGAUAUAGUGUGAAUGCAGGGUCCGGGGGAGACCGGAUAUAGUGAAUGCAGGGUCCGGGGAGACCGGAUAUAGUGAAUGCAGAAUGCAGGGUCCGGGGAGACCGGGGAUAUAGCGAAUGCAGGGUCCGGGGAGACCGGAUAUAGGGAGACAAAUGCAGGGUCCGGGGAGACCGGAUAUAGCGAAUGCAGGGUCCGGGGAGACCGGAUAUAGCGAAUGCAGGGCAGGGUCCGGGGGGAGACCGGAUAUAGCGAAUGCGGGGUCCGGGGAGCCUGUACAACUAUGUAAGACUAAGCUUGGGUUCACAUGUAUAUUGGCUGGGAUGUGG
Messenger RNA from Staurois parvus, 521 nucleotides. The record is from the annotation of a GenBank genome assembly. Lineage: Eukaryota; Metazoa; Chordata; Amphibia; Anura; Ranidae.